Musa acuminata subsp. malaccensis (wild Malaysian banana) is the source of this 3493-nucleotide messenger RNA. NCBI's taxonomy places the organism in Eukaryota, Viridiplantae, Streptophyta, Magnoliopsida, Zingiberales, Musaceae. The record is from RefSeq and is a predicted model, not a curated record.
AUAUAUAUAUCUGGUCAAAAUGCUUAACACCAGAUUUAUAUAAUAUCAAGUUUCAUUGGUUUGACUGUGCUGUUGCGUCCAAUAUAAUAUUUUCUUCGACUUCAGCAACAAUUGAUCACAGACGCACACCGAAGCUGUAUAUAUUUGGUCAAAACCUGAUACCGUUGGUCAAAUCCUGAUCACAGACGGAUGAACAGUCUCCAGGAAACAUGUCGAGCUGUCGAGAAGACAGCCACGUCGAAGAGGGGGUCUUCGAAGGCUGCUGCUGUUGUUGUGAGUCGACUAAUCUAUCUUUUUGGGCCAGCUAAUGGGAGAACAGGUCGUGUCGACCAAUGAUUGGAUGCAGGGUUAGGACUUGGGGCACGACUGCUACGGCUCAAAACGAGUGAGAUCGCGUGGAACGCGAGGCCCAUCAAGGGAGGCCCGCGGCCCAACCAAUCGACUGUCGAUCCUAAUGUAGGCGAGAGGGAGCAGUUGGGCUCCCGCCAAUCUCUCUUCACCUCUACUCCGCGCCCAACGUCCCCUCCCCUGUCCAACUCAUAUCCGCCCCUCCUGAAUCCCCUCUCACCGUCCGCAUCCACAGCCUCUCACCGCCCCGCCCUCUCCUCCUCCCUUUCCCCACCGCACACAUGCGACCUCCUCCUCUCCGUCCCUCGUAGGCCAUCUCCCCAUCUCCUCCUCCCUCCUCCACCGCCCCCUCCUCCUCAUCCUCGAUGGGGAACUGCUUCACCAAGAAGCCCGCCGACCCCGCCACGCCUACCGAUGCCGACACCCCCGCCCACGCGCCGGACCCGAGCCCGGCCCCGGAUGACGCCCCCGUCCAGACGGCACCCGUACCCACCGCCGCCUUCAGCCCGCCCCCUAAGCCGGCCGCUCCCAUCGGCCCCGUGCUCGGCCGGCCCAUGGAGGACGUCCGCACCACUUACUCCCUCGGGAAGGAGCUGGGGCGCGGCCAGUUCGGCGUCACCCAUCUUUGCACCCACAAGGCCACCGGGGACAAGUACGCCUGCAAGACCAUCGCGAAGCGUAAGCUCGCCAACAAGGAGGACAUCGAGGACGUCAGGAGGGAGGUCCAGAUCAUGUACCACCUGUCGGGGCAGCCCAACAUCGUGGAGCUGAAGGGGGCUUUCGAGGACAAGCAGUCGGUGCACCUCGUCAUGGAGCUGUGCGCGGGAGGGGAGCUGUUCGAUCGCAUCAUCGCCAGGGGCCACUACACGGAGCGGGCGGCCGCGUCGCUGCUGAGGACGAUCGUGCAGAUCGUCCACACCUGCCAUUCCAUGGGGGUGAUGCAUAGGGACCUCAAGCCCGAGAACUUCCUCUUGCUGAACAAGGAUGAGGAUGCGCCGCUCAAGGCCACCGACUUUGGGCUCUCUGUUUUCUUCAAGCAAGGUGAGGUAUUCAAAGACAUAGUUGGCAGUGCAUAUUACAUAGCACCUGAGGUCCUCAAGCGAAGAUAUGGGCCAGAAGCUGAUAUUUGGAGCAUAGGAGUGAUGCUUUACAUUUUUCUCUGUGGAGUUCCUCCAUUCUGGGCUGAGUCUGAGCAGGGGAUCUUCAAUACUAUUCUAAGGGGGCAGAUUGACUUUACAAGUGACCCAUGGCCUAACAUUUCACCUGGUGCUAAGGAUCUUGUGAGAAAGAUGCUGAACUUGGACCCCAGACAGAGGCUGACAGCAUUUGAAGUUCUCAACCAUCCAUGGAUCAAGGAAGAUGGAGAAGCACCUGACACACCACUUGACAAUGCUGUCCUCAACAGGCUGAAACAAUUUAGAGCAAUGAACCAGUUUAAGAAAGCUGCCCUAAGGGUAAUAGCAGGAUGUUUAUCAGAGGAAGAGAUCAAAGGGCUGAAGGAAAUGUUUAAGAAUAUGGACUCUGACAAUAGUGGAACUAUAACUCUCGAAGAACUAAAACAAGGUCUUUCCAAGCAAGGAACAAAGCUGUCGGAGUAUGAAGUCAAACAGCUGAUGGAAGCUGUGAGUUCUACAUGCACCCAAACAUCUAAUCUAAUACACUUAACACAGGCUGAUGCAGAUGGGAACGGAACUAUCGACUAUGAGGAAUUUAUUACAGCGACAAUGCACAUGAACAGAAUGGAUAGAGAAGAGCAUCUAUAUACAGCAUUUCAGUACUUUGAUAAGGACAACAGCGGUUAUAUCACAAAGGAAGAACUUGAGCAAGCUCUAAAAGAGAAAGGACUAUACGACGGCAAGGAAAUCAAGGAUAUAAUUGCUGAAGCUGAUGUUGACAAUGAUGGAAGAAUAAAUUAUGAUGAGUUUGCAGCUAUGAUGAGAAAAGGGAACCCUGAGACAAAUCCAAAGAAAAGAAGAGAUGUGUUCUAUUAAUCUGAGAAUGGAAAAGAGAAGUGAGAGGACCAGUGUUGUUUGAACUUGUCAAUGUACCCAAUACUUGGUAUGGUGGAGAAAUCAUGCACGAUGAGCAGAAGCUUUCUUUUUCUUUUCUUUGAGGGGUAUCGAGAAGAGCAGAAGAUAAUCAUGGCAAAAGGGAGAGAGAAAGCACUGAGAAGCUAUCUAGUGAACCUAUUCAUAAGUCUCAUGUACAAAUCUUGCUUGUGGGGAUAUGAGGUAGGUGGAGAAUAGAUCAUCUCAAUGGCAACUGACGGUGUAAACGUUUCUGAACUUCAUGACAGAGUUGGACAAUCUUAUGUCAACUAAUGCCUGUAAUACAUUUUAGCGAUACCGACUGAUUCAAAGAAAUUGCCACAGCAGAUAGGUUCCAAAGACCUUCCAGCAUCUCCAGACGGAUCUUCUAGGAAAAGCUCAAAGUCUCUUGAUCAUGGACGAUAUGAACUUGCAACUUUCUCAUUGUUUUCAUGCUUAGUUUGAACAAUAUGGAGAUUACUUUCCAACAUGGAGAAAAAAUUUUGAAGCUUUGUAAUAUUCUUUUGCAACCAUACCGGAUAACUUCUUUUGAGGGAAUAUUUGAGGGGAAAAAAUGCUCACCUAUGGUUCAUAAUUGAGUUCCAUGUUCUUAUAGUCUUGCCAUAUGUCGAUCAUCAGUCAGCAUUCUAAGUACUAUCAUGUAAAUAUUGUUUUUAAGGGGUAAAGUGAACUAGAUUGAAUAGCUGUUCUCAACUUUAUAAAUCCAUGUCGAGAACAAUCAUUCUUCCUCCCUAAAAUAGAAGGUUAAAAUCCUUUCCCAUCUAUAAAUCUUGUUCUAUCACUGCCAAGCUAUUAUUUCUUAGCAAAGAACACAGCCAGAUCUAUCAGAGAACUUAAAAAGAAUUUCUAUUCAUGAAUCUCAUAUUCUCUAACUGCAGAGAAACUAAUGCUUGGCACAUUAGUUAUAUAGAUGCACCUGAAAGAAACUACCUGCUCAGCAGAUAACCGUGUAUUCUUGCAUUUAAGUAAAGAACCAACAUAUCGGCAAACGAGAAGAAUGUUGGCAAAAGAGAUGCUAGAACAUGAAGUUAAGCCAUGAAGUUGUGCAUAUUUUGCCGAAGGUGGACGCAAUUGUAUUUGAUGUCCUUCACCCUGUA